AUGGCUACCGAUCGGCGUAUUAAGGGGCUGAAGCUGAGGCAGAGAAGUUUGCUGACGUCAUUCAACGCCAUCACGAAGUUCGUAGACGAUUACGAUGAAGAACAUCACGCCGAUGAAAUACCUGUUCGCCUAGAGAGCAUCAUCAAGCUCUGGGCUGACUUAAAUACGGUCCAAGCGGAACUGGAGUCUCUCGACGAAGCCAGUUUGGAUGAGCAGCUGAAGCUACGCAUGGACUAUGAGUCGGCCUAUUAUCGCAGUAAGGGAUUUCUGCUGGCAAAAAAUAAAAUCAAUGCACAGUGCGUAUCUAGUUCUGCAUCAACAAGUCGUGUCCCUCCGUCGGCAUCGCAGGUGCGUUUGCCCGACGUAAAACUUCCCGUUUUCAAUGGAAAUCUUGACAAUUGGCUAAAUUUUCACGAUUUGUUCGUUUCGUUGGUGCAUUCGUCAGUCGAUCUCUCAAAUAUUCAAAAGUUUUAUUAUUUGCGUUCGUCAUUGUCGAGCGAUGCCUUAAAAUUAAUACAAACCAUUCCACUGAGCGCAAACAAUUAUGCGGUUGCUUGGAAUUUACUGAUUGAACAUUAUCAGAACCCCACUCGUUUGAAACAGACAUAUGUUGAUGCUUUGUUUGAAUUUCCGUCGCUUCGUAAAGAAUCUGCUUCUGAUUUACAUUCGCUGGUAGAGAAGUUUGAAGCCAACGUCAAGGUGCUACAGCAACUAGGGGAGAAGGUCCAGUUUUGGGACAUACUGCUGAUUCGGAUGCUGAGUGUUCGCCUCGACCCAACAACUAGAAGAGACUGGGAAGAAUUUUCAUCGACGAAGGAUGCGAUUUCGUUCCGAGACCUGACGGCAUUCAUUCAACGCAGAGUCACUGUGCUUCAGAGCAUUCAGGGUACUACGGUAGAUGUCUCCAUUUCCGGUCAAGUGAAAAAACAUAAUCAACGACCAAUCACAAGCAAUAAUGCUACACAGCUCAACGUUAGGAAAUGCGUCGUUUGCAAUGAGCACCAUCCCGUCUACCAGUGUACAUCGUUCUCCAAGAUGAGUCUAGAGGAUAAAGAUAAGGAAGUUCGUCGUCAUCAUCUUUGUCGGAACUGUUUGCGAAGGGGCCAUCAGGCGAAGGAAUGCUCAUCAACUAGCACUUGUCGUAGGUGUAGAGGUCGUCAUCAUACUCAACUUUGUACGAGUUCACCAGUUGCUAACUCAAAUAUGAAACCACAUAACGUCAAAGAUGAGAAAUCCAUAUCCACUGAUAACACCAGCAUUCAACCCUCUGCACUGGUGUCAGCAUCAUUAGUCGAACCAGCCAGCUUCGCUUCUGCUAGUGAAAGGAGAAAGACAAUUUUACUUGCUACUGCUGUGAUCAUCGUGGUCGACGACAAUGGAAACGAGCACAUGGCACGUGCGCUGUUGGACUCUGGCAGCGAAUGCUGUUUCGUCACCGAGUCGUUCGCUCAGUCUAUCAAAGUCAAGAGAAGGAAGAUCAACCUGCCUAUUGCUGGUAUUGGUCAAUCAUCAACGCAAGCUCGUCAUAAAUUACUAUCUACAAUUCGCUCUCGCACUGGAAGGUAUUCGACUAAUUUGGAAUUUCUAAUUCUUCCGAGGAUUACCAUCGAUUUACCGUCAACAUCAGUUGAUGUCUCGUCCUGGGAGAUUCCACCGAGCAUACAGCUAGCCGACCCAUCAUUUUAUAGUACCAGUUCGAUAGAUCUAAUCCUAGGAGCGGAAAUUUUCUUCGAUUUAUUCAAGGUUUCUGGUAGAAUUCCACUCGGUGACAAUCUUCCAGUACUCGUAAACUCCGUUCUUGGCUGGGUAGUGUCAGGAAGGUCCACAAGUUGUCAAUCAACAACUCCUAUUGUUUCGAAUCUUGCUACCGUCAACGAUGUUCACCAUUUACUAGAGAAAUUUUGGUCAAUCGAAGAAGACAACGUUUCACCUUGCCAUUCUGUUGAAGAAGCUGCCUGCGAAGAACAUUUUCGUCGUACCGUAACCCGCAACUCAGAAGGGCGAUACGUUGUUCGUCUACCACUGAAGCAAGACGUUCUAGCUACUCUCGUCGACAACCGUCGAACUGCUCUCCGUCGUUUCUAUCAACUAGAAUCUCGUCUGCAUCGUAACUCCGAUUUGCAUCAACAGUAUCGAGCCUUCGUCGAAGAAUAUCAUUCCUUAGGACACAUGCAGCGUGUGGACGAGAACGACACAACUCCGCCUGUAUGUUAUCAUCUUCCGCAUCAUGCUGUAAUACGUGAAGAUAGCACUACAACUAAAUUGAGAGUGGUAUUUGACGCAUCGUGCAAAACCCCAAACGGUCCAUCACUAAAUGAUGCGCUUAUGGUUGGACCAACCGUCCAAGAAGAUCUUCGCUCAAUCAUCAUGCGCUCUCGAACUCAUCCAGUCAUGUUAAUAGCAGAUAUCAAGCAGAUGUAUCGCCAAGUACUGGUUGACGAGCAGGACACCUCACUGCAGAGGAUUGUCUGGCGCGUUUCCCCCGACAGUCCGAUGGAAACCUACGAACUCAAGACCGUAACCUACGGUACAGCCAGCGCUCCAUAUCUUGCCACGCGAGUUCUUCAGCAGCUGGCCGACGACGAACACAACAAUUAUCCCAAGGCAGCCGAAGUUCUUCGCAAAGACUUCUACGUCGACGACCUUUUUUCGGGUGGAGGAAACAUUGAAGAAACAAUAGAGAUUCGUAAGCAACUCAACGAACUGUUAUCGAAGGGUGGAUUUGAACUUCGAAAAUGGGCGUCCAAUGAGCCAACAGUUUUAGAAGGUAUUCCGCCUGAAGAUCGGGCUCUACGAGAAACAGUUGACUUAGACCGAGAUAAAUGUAUAAAAACUCUUGGCUUGCUUUGGGAACCAUCAACGGAUCAGUUGCGUUACAGAAUCCAGCUUCCGCCAUCAACGGAUACAAUACUCACGAAACGCAUAGUUUUAUCGUACAUCGCUCGCUUGUUUGACCCACUUGGACUUGUUGGACCCGUCGUUGCCACCGCAAAGGUCUUCAUGCAGAAACUCUGGGCAUUGAAAGAUAAGGACAACAAGGCUUGGGACUGGGAUAACGAUCUUCCACCAGCCAUCAAGAAUCGCUGGUACCACUAUCAAUCGCAACUCUCGCUACUAAAUAAUCUACGCAUUGACAGGUGCAUUCUGCUUUCUCAAUAUGUUUCAGUUCAACUGCACUUUUUCUCUGAUGCUUCAGAAUACGCGUAUGGGGCGUGUGUUUACGUUCGCUCUACAGAUGCCUCAGGCACAGUUAAAGUUCAAUUGCUGACAGCGAAAUCGAAAGUGGCAUCAUUAAAAAAGCAAAGCAUUCCGCGAUUAGAACUAUGCGGGGCUCUGCUAUCUGCGGAAUUACAUCAAAAGGUCAAGUCAUCGCUGCAAAUCAACGCCGAAUCAUACUUUUGGGUCGAUUCUACAAUCGUUUUGUGUUGGCUGAAGUCCACUCCGUCAAAAUGGACAACUUUCGUAGCAAACCGAGUCUCCAAGAUACAAACCGCAUCCAGAAAUUGCCCUUGGAAUCACGUUGCAGGUCAACAAAAUCCAGCAGAUCACAUUUCAAGAGGCCUUGAUGCAGCAAAUCUUCUUCGAUGUGAUUUGUGGUGGCGGGGAUCUCCAUGGUUGCAUAAGGAACAAAUCGACUGGCCAUCUCAACGACUCGACGACAUUGACCAUCCUGAAGCUCUCGCAGAAGCACGAAAGACACCAGCCGCAAUAGUAUCUACACGCGUCGAGCCAUCAUUCAUCGACCAGUUUAUAGAAAAAUUCUCUAAUUUCCAGCGUAUGAUUCGAGUAGUAGCAUAUUGUCGUCGAUUUUUGCAAAACUGUCGGAGGAAUUCAACGAGAGCGGCAGAAGCUGAAAAAUUAACGGCAAAAGAGUACAAAGAAGCAGAAACGGCGAUUAUCCGACUGAUUCAGCAGCAAACAUUUGGUAACGAGUAUGAAGCCCUUCAGCAUGCGCAACCAGUGUCCUCCAAAUCUCGUAUACGUUGGUUUCACCCGUUCAUAGAUGCAGAUCAACUCAUUCGAAUCGGUGGCAGACUUGGAAAAUCAAGUCAGCAAUAUGACAGCAAACAUCAAAUUCUUCUCCCAGCAUCGCAUCAAUUUUCAGUUUUACUCGUGCGCUACCAUCACGAAAAACAUCUGCACGCAGCGCCUCAACUUCUGCUCAACCUACUUCGCUUACGAUAUUGGAUCACCGGGGGCAGAACACUUGUACGUCGAAUUGUUCAUCAAUGCGUAGUUUGCUUCCGAGCUCGUCCCAAGCUUGUAGAGCAAUUUAUGCCUGAAUUACCUGCAUCACGAGUAACUGCAACUCGACCAUUCACAGUUACCGGCGUUGAUUAUUGGGGACCUAUUCAGCUAAAACCACCGCAUCGACGAGCUGCACCUACCAAGGCAUAUGUAGCAGUUUUUGUGUGUUUUGCAACGAAGGCUGUGCACCUUGAACUUGUUGGCGAUUUAAGCACCGCAAAAUUCAUCGAAGCGCUACGUAGAUUUGUCUCACGUCGUGGUUUGUGCUCAGAAAUAUACAGCGACAACGGUCGAAACUUUAUUGGAGCAGCCAACGAACUUCGUCAACUAGUUAAAACCAAAGGGCAUAAUCAACAAAUCGCUCAAGAAUGUGCUGACAAUGGAAUUCAGUGGCAUUUCAAUCCACCAAAAGCAUCGCAUUUCGGUGGCCUAUGGGAAGCCGCAAUAUCAUCAGCGCAAAAACAUUUCGUUCGAGUUCUUGGCACUCAUACACUUGCCUACGAUUCUAUGGAAACACUGCUGACACAAAUCGAAUGCUGUCUCAACUCCAGACCGAUUGUGCCAAUGUCCGAUGACGCAAGCGAUUAUGAAGUACUUACCCCAGGACAUUUUUUAGUUGGCACCGCGCUCAAGGCUGUCCCAGACAAUAAUGUAAUUGAUAUUCCCUUCAACCGAUUACGACAAUGGCAACAAACGCAAAAAUUAUACCAACAACUGUGGAAACGAUGGCAUCUUGAAUAUUUAUCAACAUUACAAACCCGUACAAAAUGGUACAAUCCGCCUGUGCACCUACAAGAAAAUCAAUUGGUAAUAAUUAAGGACGAAAAUGCCCCACCGAUGAGCUGGAAAACUGGACGAAUAAUUCAACUUCAUCCUGGUGACGACGGAACAACACGCGUAGUGACAUUACUAACACCUACCGGUCGUUACACUCGACCUGUAUCAAAAAUAUGUCUGCUGCCUAUCUCGUCGCCACUAGAAAGAAAUGAAUCACUUACCUGUGCCAAAUCAACCUAG
Messenger RNA from Malaya genurostris, 5265 nucleotides. RefSeq lists its product as uncharacterized. Gene Ontology annotation, biological process: DNA integration. The transcript has a single exon. The record is from RefSeq and is a predicted model, not a curated record. Gene Ontology annotation, molecular function: zinc ion binding; nucleic acid binding. Bases 1 to 5265 code for a protein of 1754 amino acids. NCBI's taxonomy places the organism in Eukaryota, Metazoa, Arthropoda, Insecta, Diptera, Culicidae.